AACAUGGAUGAGAGACAAGAAAGUCUAGUAUUGCAAGAAUUAUUAAAACAUAUAAAAUUAAAAUCGAUAAGCGGAAUUUUAUCAUGUUUAGCACGGCUUCAAAACGAUUCAAAGUGCUAUAAGCAAUUUGCCAAAAAUGGAGGAUUAAGCAUUUUAGUAAAUUUACUUCAUUAUCAUAAUACAAAAAUACUGAAUAUGACUCUAAGUAUUUUAGCAAAUGCUUGUAUGAAUUCAGAUGCAAGAGAAAAGGUCAAAGGAUCUAAAAUAGUAAGUCGUGUAGUUACUAUAAUAAAGCAUAUCAAACUAGGAAAUACUAUACACUGCCGAGCUUGUAGACUCAUUGGAAAUUUAUCUGAAUGUAAUUGGCAUGCAAAAUCAUUAUACGAAGCUGGAGCAAUUCAAGCUUUGGUUGAUCUUUUACAAUUAGAUAUAUAUAUGCAAACUUACUUAAUGGGCAUCAGGGCUAUAAGAAAUAUUUGGAGCAUGCAUGAAGGUAGUAGAGAAGAAAUCUUAGAAUCUGGAGUAAUAUUUAGAAUUACAAGUUUAUUAGUAUUGGCAAAGGAACAAUCAGAGACAAAUGCAAAAUAUGUAACAUUAAUAGAAACCUGUUUGAAAGCAAUGUGUGCUUUUUUGGCCACACUAGAUCCUCGAGUUGGAGAACAAUUACGAGGAGAAAAAGACAUACAGGGUUACAAAUGUAUUGUACAAUGCUGUGAUAUAAAUAAUAAAAUGGCAAUUAGAUGUUUAUACAAUCUUUGCCAAAUUGCAGAAUGUCGUCCUAUUUUAGGAAAUUUUGGUGCUAUUGAAAGUUCCAUUGCUCUUAUCAAAGAUCAAUUAGAAUUGUCUAAAGAGACAUUACUUAGUUUAUGUCUGUUUUGUAGAGAAGCGAUAAAUCGUGCGAGGAUUAGAAUGGGAUCGGGUUUAGAAUUAAUGUUAUCUUUGUUAAAGGAUACAAAAUAUGAAAAAUAUCAUCCCAUGUUAUUACAUGGUUUAGCACAAUUUGUUUUUGAUAGUCCAAGUAUUACAAUAAUGAUAAAGAACGGUGUACUUGAUGUCAUAGUUGCUAAAUUAAAAAAAAUGGUAACUGAAAUAAUAUCCAAUAAGGAAGCUAAUGUUUCAAGGAAAAGGGAAAAUGAUUCUCCUCCAAGUAAACAAACAGAAUUAAAAUGCAAUAGGACAAAUUUAGGACGAUUUAGUUCAGAUUAUUACCGAAAUGAUUGGAGUCCAGGCAGUGCUACUAGCGUGUCGUCUUCACCUCCUAGUACACCACCAUUACCUUUUUAUGAUUCUAUUGAAAACGACGAAAGUACUGAAGAUAAUUACAGUCCAAUUUGUAGUGAUACGGAGAUAAUGGAUAACGAUGAUGAACCGCAAGAAGAAGUAGAAUCAUUAAAAAGUUGUAAAUCAAUAACUAUAGAUGUAGAAGAAUCUCAAAAUUUAGAAAAGGGAAAUAAAUCGAAUGGUUGGGAAUAUGCAUCUAUGUGUCCACUAAUAUUAUUAAAUAGAUUGAGUUGCUCAAAUGAUCCAGUUGAACAAUUGGCUGAUCCCGCGACUAUUGAAGCAUUAUCAGCCUACAUCAGACACACUAAGCAUCCAAGAGCGUCUAGAAUUUUAACUACAAUCAUACGUAAUGGAGCAUAUUUAAUACCUUUGUUAAAACAAGGCUUCGUUUUUGAAGCUCAAACAUUAUACGGUUCUGAACAGUACACUAGAGAGUUGUGUGCACUAGCAGAAACUGAUGGAGCAAUAGGUGAACUUACAUCUAUAUUACUUCGCGGAGAAGAAGCUCAUAAAUUAGUUAUUGCAGUUUCGAUACCAUUCCUGGUGAAAUCACGACACAUUCUAAAAUCGCUGUUGAACAAUCAUGGUGGUCUUCGAUUAAUAUUUAAUGUUUUGUCUGACCAACAACAUAAUCUCCACGAAAAUGCUAUUUGGUCAAUUUGUCGACUAGCAAAUACAUUGGAAAUCCAACCUGAGAUUAUAGAAAAGUGUCAAAACACAGACAUCACUUCAACUGAUUUUCCAAGAGUAUAUGAUAAUCAUCCAAAACCUGCAACAGUUACGUUUGAACUAGACGAUGGUACAACCAUCGACGCUUGUAGACAAACACUCUGUCAAAAAUCGGACGUCUUUUCCGCGAUGCUUGAGGGAAAUUUUUCAGAAUCCGGAAGAAAACGUGUAAAACUACGAAAUACAUCGAAAGAAGGUCUUAAUACAUUAUUGUUAGCUGCAAAUGGAGCGACUUUUGAAAAUAGAACUAUCGAGUCUUUAUUAGAUGCUGUACUGUUGGCUGAUAAAUUUCUUAUGGCAGAUAUAUCAGAUAUUCUUACGGAAAGUUCUAUUUCUAAAUUGAAUUACAAAAAUUUCAGUAGAGCUUGGAAUUGGGCGAGAGUGAAUUCAUGCCACGAACUGAAAACCUGUUGUGUAAAAAGAUUUUUAACAGCUUCAAUGACAAAGUCUGAAAGAGCCCAAGCAUUUCAAGAUUUUUCUAGCAGCGGAAGUUUUCAUGAAUUUCUGGACGAUGUAAGAAAAGUCAUUAAUUGCGUUUUGUGCCAACGUUAAUAAGAAAUUAAUUUUGCAUAAUUGUGAUAUUUGAUAGAGACGACAUAAACGGCUAUUUCAACUAUUUAGUUGAUGUUCUCUA
Molecule: messenger RNA, 2644 nt
Organism: Eufriesea mexicana
Lineage: Eukaryota; Metazoa; Arthropoda; Insecta; Hymenoptera; Apidae
Gene: Rnb
Product: BTB/POZ domain-containing protein Rnb
Exons: 6
Coding region: 4-2562 (852 amino acids)
Biological process (GO): anatomical structure morphogenesis
Cellular component (GO): cytosol
Molecular function (GO): protein binding
Source: RefSeq, a predicted model, not a curated record